AUGGCCACCCUUUAUCCUCCCCCCAGUAAGCGCCAAAAGCUUGUCCAGGCUGAGAAGGCUCGCGAGCAGCAGGAGAUUGAAAGUAUUCCGUCCGAUUUGGGCAGUGUCCGAGUCCAAUUCUUCGAUCAAGCAACCGGCCAGCCCACCGGGCCUGCGGUCUCGGUCCCAGUCGCUGAUGCCAAUGUGAAGAAUCUUGAGACUUUACUUAACACAUUACAAGGAAAUGAGGAUGAUGAGCGAGUACCGUACCGAUUUGCCUACCAUUCCGAAAAAGAAGAACAAACGAUCGAUAUUCUCCGCGAUGUGUACCACUCGCUGCUCCAGCCCGGAGUCAAGACUACCGAAGAUACAGUAUCUCUCUUCUACACACCGCAGGCGGUCUUCCGAGUGAAGGCCGUUUCACGAUGCGCGGCCUCCAUUGCCGGACACGGCGAAGCAAUUCUAGCAACAUCCUUCUCUCCAGUAUCAUCUUCUACCAUGGUCUCUGGAAGCGGAGACUCAACUGCUCGUAUCUGGGAUUGCGACACUGGAACCCCUCAACAUACGCUCAAGGGCCACACUAGCUGGGUGUUGGCUGUCGCAUACUCUCCCAACGGUGCUAUGAUCGCGACCGGUAGCAUGGACAACACCGUACGAUUCUGGGAUGCCAAGAAGGGUGCCGCGCUGGGUGGGCCGCUCAAGGGUCACGCAAAGUGGAUUACCAAUUUGGCCUGGGAGCCAUACCAUGUGCAGGAGUCCGGACGACCGCGUGUGGCAUCUGCCUCCAAGGACUCGACAGUGCGCGUUUGGGAUGUGGUAUCACGAGUAACUGACCAUGUGCUCACCGGUCACAAGUCUUCCGUUACUUGUGUGCGCUGGGGUGGCACUGGCAAGAUCUAUACUGCGUCUCACGACAAGACCAUUAAGAUCUGGAACCCGAAGGAUGGCACUCUUCUGCAGACCCUGGCGGCGCAUGCUCACCGUGUCAACCACCUCGCACUGUCUACAGACUUUGCUCUUCGCACCUCCUACCACAACCACACUGGCAAGGUCCCCACGACCGAAGCUGAGAAGGUAGCCGCCGCCCGGAAGAAGUUCGAGGAGGCAGCCACAGUGAACAACACUAUUGUUGAGCGUUUGGUAUCAGCCAGUGACGAUUUCACAAUGUAUCUGUGGGAGCCAUCCACUUCCAGCAAGCCUGUUGCACGAAUGCUGGGUCACCAGAAGGAGGUGAACCAUGUUACUUUCUCGCCAGAUAUGGCCUACAUUGCCUCCGCUGGAUUUGACAACCACGUCAAGUUGUGGAACGGCCGUGAUGGAAAGUUCAUCACCACCUUCCGCGGUCACGUAGGCGCGGUUUACCAGUGCUGCUUCUCCGCAGACUCUCGUAUGUUGGUGUCUUCGUCCAAGGAUACUACUCUCAAGAUUUGGGACUUGCGAACCGGCAAGCUCAAGAUGGAUCUUCCAGGACACAAGGACGAGGUCUUUGCUGUCGACUGGAGUCCUGAUGGACAGAAGAUCGGCAGUGGAGGCAAAGACAAGGCGAUUAAGAUCUGGCGGAACUAG
This is a messenger RNA of Penicillium paradoxum, 1545 nucleotides long. RefSeq names its product WD40 repeat domain-containing protein. The record is from RefSeq and is a predicted model, not a curated record. The transcript is spliced from 3 exons. The coding region runs from base 1 to 1545 and encodes 514 amino acids. Lineage: Eukaryota; Fungi; Ascomycota; Eurotiomycetes; Eurotiales; Aspergillaceae. Gene Ontology annotation, cellular component: nucleolus. Gene Ontology annotation, biological process: ribosomal large subunit assembly. Gene Ontology annotation, molecular function: protein binding.